CCAAAAGCCGGACCGGUAACGCCCUCGGGUUGGCGGGACUGAAACACGGCCGCAUAUGUCCAAGCCCAGGCCCAGCCCAGGGGGGGCGAAGCCGGUGUGUAAAGUGCAGUUUUUUUACCCUCUUCUACCAAGUAUGUGUGUGUACUAUGUCGUAUGCAUGUCCCGGGCGGACAUACCGCCUCUCCGUUUUGUGGGUUUUGGCAGUUAAGCGCCGGCCUGGGCCUCCUCCUUCCCCUGCUCAAUGCUGCUGCAGACUGCGGACUGCUGUUGCUGCUGCUGCUGCUGCUGCUGCCUGCCCUGGUCGGGUCAGCCCUACGUGUAACCAACCGCUGCUGCUGCGGCUGCUGCUCUUUCCCCGCUGCCGGUAGAUCGGGGGUUGGGAAUUCUUCCCCCUUUUUUUUUCCAGGUUUUGCUGGCGUGUUGGCCGGCCUGGAGGGUUGUGUUGCAGAGGUUCGGCUGUUGUUCGGUGGGAUGCGUCGAGGGGGCGUUACCGGGUUACGCGGUUACGAGGAGGGUUAUUUUGGUUGUUGUUGCGGAAUUUUGACUCGGGGUGUGACAACAUCAUAAGGGGUUGGAGGUGAGUGGUGGCCAUCUCACCGGUCUGCG
Chaetomium fimeti is the source of this 606-nucleotide messenger RNA. RefSeq lists its product as uncharacterized. Lineage: Eukaryota; Fungi; Ascomycota; Sordariomycetes; Sordariales; Chaetomiaceae. The transcript has a single exon. The record is from RefSeq and is a predicted model, not a curated record. Bases 154 to 567 code for a protein of 137 amino acids.